AUGCCGCAGAAGGAGCAGGAGGACGAUGACGAGGAUGACGAAGGAGGUGUUGAUCAUGCAUCUACAUCGGCUUUGAUCUCCUCAGCCGCGGAGUACAUGCAUAGGGCGGACUAUGCAUCUGCCCUGCAGAUCUACAGCUAUGCCAGGAAGACCUGCAAGAUUUGGGAAACUCCGAUGCUUGAGCUCAAGGUUCUAAGCAACAGCUCCUUGUGUUUGCAACGACUACGUGGUCGGUUGCCAGAGCUCGUGCAGGCCUGCAAUGACACUCUGCGUCGUAUCAGAGAGAUUCGAGCUGAUGGUUGCGAGGAGGAGCUCCUUUUGUUGCGAAUGGAGGCUGCCAGCCUCUCUCGGCGUGGUAGUGCAUAUGCACAGCAGCGAAAGACGGAGGAAAGCGCCGAGGAUGCUGCGCGUGUGAAAGAGCUCCUGGCUGAGAUAGCUGAGCUGGAAGCCAAGGUGGAAGCCAAGGUGGAAGCCCAAGCCUUGAGGGUGCGACUGGCUGCAGCAGAGGCGCGCUUGGCGGCUACGCAGCAUCAAGAGCAGCUCCGAGAGAUGGCGCCGUCCGAGGAGCGAGAGGCCCAGGAGACGGUGAACAUGUCGCCCCGGGCAACAGUGGAGGCACCAAUGACUCCCAGGGUGAGGGAGCAGGAGCGAACCUCACCGCACUCACCGGUUCGGAACUUCUCGCUCUCCGCAGAACUCUGGCGGUUGCGUGAAGCCUUGGCGAAAGCGAACGGCUCGAAGGACAAAGUUUCAGAUCUCGAGGUGCAGCGUUUGAGGCAAGCCUUGGCGUCGUCACAUGCGAAGCUUCAGAGCUAUGAAGAGUCCAAAGAGGUGGAGCCCGAUACUGCAAGGACCAUUGUCGCGCGAGGUGAUGAAGAGAUAAGGCCCAUCAAGCCGGAACAUCUUCCAGGUAGUGUUGUGAAGGUGGUGCCGCGGUCGCCGGUGAGCUUCGUUAGCCGUGUGUCCCCCUCGCCCAUCCGACCCAUUGUCUCGCCAAAGAGAACCUCCAGGAAGACGAUCGAGAUCGCAAUGUCUCCACCAGCACGACCGGUGCAGCUGUCGCCACAUCCCUGGAGGGGCCGCAUGACGGAGUCUGCUCCUCACAUCAACCGCGAGGCUCCGUCCUCCACCCCUUCAGCGCCGCAAGCACCGGCACAGUCGCCUCCGAGGCCACCGGCUUUGCAGCCCAACCAGGUGAUGAAAAGCACCGUGGUGCCGGUCUCUGGGCGAUCGCCUGGGACACCAGUGCCGAGCAAAAAGUUGGCAAGCUGGACUACCCCAAGGGCUGGAACUCCAGCCGUCGUGAGGGUAGCUCCGCCCGCAUUGAGUACAACUCGAAGCACUGUGCAAGUGUCUCCUGCGAAGGCGACCCGUGCUGGUUCCCUUUCUGCCCCGCCUGUGCUGCUACUUCCGGAGGUUUUGUCACCUCAACAUCCACGCCUCUCUGCCCCUUCCUUAGUGGAAAUCCGGACGCAGGUCAUGCCUCUUUGUGCGAAGGACCUCCGUUCACAUGUGGUGACAGAUAGGUCGACGCCCUCUGCACAUGUGAAGCCAUGCCAUGCAGGCUUCGGAGUUUGA
Messenger RNA from Durusdinium trenchii, 1578 nucleotides. NCBI's taxonomy places the organism in Eukaryota, Dinophyceae, Suessiales, Symbiodiniaceae. The record is from the annotation of a GenBank genome assembly.